Molecule: messenger RNA, 2363 nt
Organism: Procambarus clarkii (red swamp crayfish)
Lineage: Eukaryota; Metazoa; Arthropoda; Malacostraca; Decapoda; Cambaridae
Source: RefSeq, a predicted model, not a curated record
GACGCCAUAGCAUAGUUGCAGAACUCCCACGGGCCAGCGAGGACGUCUCCGUCGUCGCCUGCUCUAGUUCUGGACAGUACAAGUUCGUCGUCGUCUGCUGUAGUUCUGGACAGUACAAGUUCGUCGUCGUCUGCUGUAGUUCUGGACAGUACAAGUUCGUCGUCGUCUGCUGUACUUCUGGACAGUACAAGUUCGUCGUCGUCUGCUGUACUUCUGGACAGUACAAGUUCGUCGUCGUCUGCUGUACUUCUGGACAGUACAAGUUCGUCGUCGUCUGCUGUACUUCUGGACAGUACAAGUUCGUCGUCGUCUGCUGUACUUCUGGACAGUACAAGUUCGUCGUCGUCUGCUGUAGUCCUAGACAGUACAAGCUCGUCGUCGCCUGCUAUAGUCCUGGACAGUAAAAGUUCGUCGUCUGCUAUAGUCCUGGACAGUAAAAGUUCGUCGUCGCCUAUUGUAGUCCUGGACUAUAUAUAACGGACACAACUUCUUCAAGUGGAUCUUUGUAUCGAGUGUGACCACCACCACCAGUGACCACCACCACCAGUGACCAGUCACCACCAGUGACCACCACCACAGCCAUGAGUACUGUGCAAGCGGGGGGUGGAUGGUUCGAUGCCUUCCGCUGGAAGCCCUUCCCUACCCUGUACAGCGAACUCAAGACCCCAGUGACCGAAGACGUCCUGUACGUGGGUUGGCUUGUAGCCUUCCUCGUAGUGUUCGUCCCCUUCGUAGCCUUCGUCAUCCCUACCCUCAGUGGAUGGAGCUCGAAAUUCUCCGUGUUCGUUCGAGUUACUCUCAGUUUGUCUCUUGGAUUGGUGAUUAUGGUAUGCAACUUUGGGCAGGAGUGGGAGGUGGGGAGUGUGGAGACUGUCACCCCCUACCGUGCUGGCAGCGGUCAGGAGAUCCACGCAUCUGUUGGUGUUGGCCUCGGCCUCCGAUCUGUCAACGUUACUCUGAAAGCCCUGAGAGAACCAGAGGGUGACCUACGAGGCGAAACCAUUAACUACAACGAAAGGUUCUCCUGGGAAUGGGGUCAGGGCCGCGCCGGCUUCGGUCCCUUUGCCGGAGAGAUCCAGCGCAGUUUCCGGGCCGCUCAGUUCAAAGGGACACCGUUACCUAUCCUGUGGGUGGCCGAAUAUUUCACCUUCGACGGAGAAGGUAUCCGAUUUGGCCGGUACUAUCGGACGUCCGGUUGGUACGCCCACAUCUGUAUCUGGACAGCGUUCCCACUCUGGAUCCUGACGGUGAUUCUGUUCAAGUUGACGAUCAUCUACGCUUCUCAAACUCUGGCCCUCACCGGCGCCAUGUUGACCAUCGCCGCCUUGAUCUGGGCCGGCAACAGGAAUUUUAUAGAGCUGGAGGUACCGUUCUCGCCUCCACAGGGGGUCCUGAGGACUCACUAUGGCAUCCAUUGGUACCUGGCUCUCAUUGUUGGCUGUCUGUGCAUGGUCCUGGGGGCCAUCCUCUACCUCUUGGACCACAGGUACCACAACGAGCUCAGUGAGUUCUUCGGCAACAACCCCCUCAUGAUCGUUGAGCAGGAGACUACUGUGGAGACAAGUGACGAGCAUCCCUCCAAUGACGUAGAAAUGGAGAAUAUGGGCAGCACACCAUCGUCCAAGGGGAAGGUAGUGACGAUUCUUCGAGGACGAGGAACGACUAAGAAGUACAACAAGACGCUAAGUUAUUCUCCCGCCUUCGCCAACCCCGGCUUCGUUUCUACUCCAAGACUUGGUGGCGAGGCUGCUUCUGGUUACCAGGGCCAAGCCUAUGGCCAGACCCCUUCAAGGUACAAUUACGGCCAGCAGGACCAGCAAGCCCAGGGCUACCAACAGGACUACCCAGCUCAAGGCUACUCACAAGGCUACCAAGCUCAAGGCUAUCAAGACUAUCCUGAUCAAGGCUAUCAACAUCAGGACUACCCACAUCCCGCCCCCUAUCAAGGAGACGCUGUUAUUGACGAGGAGGAACCCCUCUAUAUGAACCCACUUGGCCCAGACGAGACGGCUGUGCCUCCGCCUCGCCCACCUAAAGCAGGCCAUCGCUACUGAGAUCUUACGGGCUUACCAUAGCCCGUGCUACAUGGACAUUUUGAUCUGAGUAGCUAAAUCUAAAGCAACAAUAACACUGAGACCACUCCUACCUAUUGCUGUCUCACCACCCACUGUUUGUCUUAGCUCAUAACUAUGUCUGUACUUCAGUCUUCAUUACUCGAAUGCCAUCUUAUUCCUUCCUAAUUCCUCCCACUGCACCUUUCCUCUAGCUUCCAUAUUGUGAGCUCAGACGCCUUCUCCACACACACACACACACACACACACACACACACACACACACACACACACCCUCCCUCCCUCCCUCCC